AUCAAGUCAAGUCCUCCACUUCAUCCACUCCAAAACAAACCACAACACUCCAAAAAUGUUCUCUCUCGUGUCAAUCUUUGUGCUGGCCGUUGCCGCUGCCGCUGCCAUUGAACUGCCAUUGGGUUCCAUCUAUCAUGCUCCCGCCGUGGCCAUUGCGAAGCCCCUCCUCAAGACCGUCGAGGUGGAGGCGCCAGCUCACUACGAUUUCAGCUACUCGGUGCACGACGAUCACACCGGCGACAUCAAGAGCCAGACGGAGUCACGCAAGGGCGAUCAGGUUCAGGGUCAGUACACUCUGAUCGAUGCCGAUGGCUAUCAGCGCAUUGUGGAUUACACCUCGGAUGCCCACAACGGUUUCAAUGCUGUUGUGCGCCGUGAACCUCUGGGCCACAAGGUGAUCAAGGCUGCACCCAUUGCCAAGCUGGUUGCUCCCAUUCCCAUUGCCUAUGCGCAGCCCAAGCUUCUCGCUGCUCCCGCCAAGCUGCCACUCAGCCUCUAUCACUAAGGAAUCGAACCUCGAAGGGGCGAGAAAGAGAGAGAAUCUAAACACUGAUUUCAUCCAUUGCAUUGACGACCCAUCUCUGAACUGAACUGCUCACACUCAACUCAACUCAACGUAGAACUUUUUUUUUAUUACAUACUUUCCAAGGAUCACUUUUCUG
Molecule: messenger RNA, 662 nt
Organism: Drosophila albomicans
Lineage: Eukaryota; Metazoa; Arthropoda; Insecta; Diptera; Drosophilidae
Gene: Cpr30F
Product: larval cuticle protein A2B
Exons: 2
Coding region: 56-505 (149 amino acids)
Cellular component (GO): extracellular matrix
Source: RefSeq, a predicted model, not a curated record